Messenger RNA from Impatiens glandulifera, 2109 nucleotides. RefSeq names its product titin-like. The record is from RefSeq and is a predicted model, not a curated record. NCBI's taxonomy places the organism in Eukaryota, Viridiplantae, Streptophyta, Magnoliopsida, Ericales, Balsaminaceae. Bases 1 to 2109 code for a protein of 702 amino acids. The transcript has 2 exons.
AUGGGGCGCAACUCGGUCUUGUUCAAACACAUGACUCAAGUGGAUUUCGAGGAAAUCCGACAGAAGGGAACGCCUGCAGCAGUAGAAGUUAUUAACCUGGUAGCCGAGGCCGGACUGGAGUACUUUCUUGGCGGACCUCACGUUCUUUAUAGAAAUGCGGUUGAAGAAUUUUUCAACACCGCAACUCUUUCGGGCAAAAAAAUCACCGCAACUGUAGGCGGUACUGAAUUCGAGCUAACCGAGGAAUCGGUUGCGGAGAGCCUGCGCCUUCCAACAGCCGGCCAAGAUGCAACGGCGGAUAUAGAGCUAAAAACGUUCGAAGCAGCUUGCCAGAUACUCUCAGCGACUAAGGAGCCGAUAAAAGUAUCUGAGAGGAAACAGCCGGCUCCCGGUUCCACAGGUGGCCGAAAGAAGCCAUCCACCAAGAAAUCGGCCCCGGCGAAAGAAAAGGGCGAAAGCAAAGGCAAGGAGAAGGUAGUCUUCUCGGAACCACCCCAACAAACAGAGGAGGAAGAGUCGGAUUCCACAUCUGAACAGACUGAAUUAGAGAAGACCGAUGACGAAAGACCGAAUGAUGAAGAGCAUUCGGGCCCAAGUCCCGAUAACACCGGUAAGGGCGCGAAUCCGGAGACCGUCGAGGGCGGUGAAGAAGACAGUGAAGAAGAGGAGGAGGAGGACGAACCGACAAAGGCCGAUACUAUAGCGCGCCAAAUCCUGGAGGUCAUUGAACGGCGAGCUGAUAAGGUUGGCGAGAUAUACCGGGAAUGGCACGAGCACCGGUUCAGCAAACGUUAUAGAAACAUUUUACCGGGCUUCACCGACGAAGUGUGUUUCCAAAGGCUGAAGGAAAUAGAGGACAUAGUCAUGGACCUCACAAACUCCGAAACUAUUCACCAAGCCCUGGGCCGAACCUUCGUCUUAAGACCGCGAGCACAGCUAUGGAAGCUAACCAUAUUGAUUCGGAAGAUUACGGAAAGGUUCGAAGAGGUAACAACGGAGGACACCUUAACACCCUUGGUGUUAGAAAGACUUGAGAAAGCGAGAGGGGAACUCGUUGAAGAAAUAGAGCGGCUGGAGGUGAUGUACGGACAAAGAGAAAUACCGCACUAUACACCUCCACGGAUCGAUAAGAGUCAAACUCAUGGUCCAACACCUCCAAGGGCGAAUCCGGCAACAAAUGAAACCGAUGAAAGGGCGGAUCCUCCUCUCACCGGGCAGCUUCCACAUGAACAACCGGAAGUCUCCAAACCGGGCGUUACAAAAGAAUGGGUGAAGAGUCUUCUUCAAGAGUUUGCAGACUCAACGGUUCACCCACUAGAGGAGAAGAUGCAGAGAACCGUAGGCCAGGCACUCCGGUUUGCCAACAACACAAAGCGUUAUCUGUUAAGGGCAGACGACCGGUUCUCACAACUCGAAGAUGAUCACCGGGAAGAUGCGGUUCUGCGCAGCAACCACCUUCGGCGAACCGUGAUUUUGGAAGAUCAGACCUCUGAGAUAGAAGAGAAAUUCGACCGGCUUGAAAGAGAGACCGAUCAACGAUUGACAGAGGUCACCGAGGAUCUGGUCGGCACAACACUUGGAAGGGUCUCCGAACUUGAAAAGAAGAAUGCGGGUCUCGAGGCCGACCUCAAGGCGCUUUCUGCACAGGUUGCUGAAUUACUCAAGGCAAAAAUGAAUGCGGAUGCUGCGGUUGUGGAAGCCAAUGCCCGAGCGGCUCAGGAAGUCCAGGAUGCGCUGGACAACGAAGCAAGAAAAGCAAAGGAGCCACUGCAACUCACCAAAGAGGAAGUAGCCGAGCGCGAACGAAGGGCAAUGGCUAAGUUUCCGGGUCUUGCAGAAACGGUAGCCGCUCAGCAACGAGAGGAUGCAGAGCGGUUAAACAAUGAAAGACAGAGACUCGCUAACUUUGCAAAAGCUAACGAGAAGAAAAAGGCGGCCUCUUCCGUUUCGGUUCCGACAAAGCGAAAAAGGGAAUCCUCAAAAAAGGCUCAAGUGGCCGAGCUUCUAAAUGAGGUCACUGACACGGUUAUUGAGAGUAUACCGGAUCAGGCUACUCACACAGAAGAAGAGGAUGAAGAGCACCUACAGCGGCGGCCCACAAGACAAUGA